AUCGCGUGGCCGAGUCCGGAGCCCUCUCUCCCUCGCGCGUGUUUCCAUCGCAUAAUCUUGGACGCGCGCGUCCACACUAGUGCAGAGCACCGGGCAAAGACCAUUGCAAAGCGGCAGUAGGAGCGGCACGGCGGCGAUGCAGGCGCGCGCGUUCCCCCCGUGCCUGCCGGGCCCCAGGCGCAACGACCUCUUCCUCGGCAGCGUCGGCAAGAGAGCUCCUACCGUCCGCGUCCGAGCCGUUGACGGGCCUUCGGCCGCCGCAGCCGUUGCCGACCUCCCGGGCGCGGAGGUCACCUGGCAGAUCGUCGUCGGUGCUGUAGCUGGAGUGACGCCCUUCGUCGUUGCAGGGGUCGAGUUCAGCAAAAGAAUUAUUGAACAAAAGAAAUGUGAGAUCUGUGGAGGCUCUGGCCUCGUAAUGAAGGAAAAUCUAUAUGUUCGAUGCCAAGGGUGUGGUGGUUUUCUUCCAUGGCAGUCGUGGAGAAGAUUCUUCAAAGGGUGAAAAUCGUCAAUCACAUGUCACCUCGAUCAUCUCUAGAUAGAAGUAUGGAUGGGAGACUGUAAGGCCAUUGUGGUCAGUACAAUGUGUUUAAUUGCGUUUCAGUAAAGCAAGUUAGACUGGUCGUUCCGAAUUAAAA
Molecule: messenger RNA, 635 nt
Organism: Triticum urartu
Lineage: Eukaryota; Viridiplantae; Streptophyta; Magnoliopsida; Poales; Poaceae
Source: RefSeq, a predicted model, not a curated record